Molecule: messenger RNA, 843 nt
Organism: Umbelopsis ramanniana AG
Lineage: Eukaryota; Fungi; Mucoromycota; Umbelopsidomycetes; Umbelopsidales; Umbelopsidaceae
Exons: 1
Coding region: 121-618 (165 amino acids)
Molecular function (GO): zinc ion binding; nucleic acid binding
Source: RefSeq, a predicted model, not a curated record
AAAACACUUGCUGAGGACCUGAAAUACGCUCUCAUUCCGUAUGGGGCGGUCAAGCAGAUACGCAAAUACACGGACUGUAAUGGACACUGGUUUGGAGAAGCCUCUGUCAUUAUCGAUAGAAUGGAAGACGACAUGGAGUAUGCCGGUUUACCCGAACUCUCGAGGAUGAUCUACAUUGAGAAAAUGGAUACAUAUAUUCCAGCCACGUACCAAGGAGCCCCAAAAAUUUGCUUCCACUGUCGAUUAUCCGGCCACGAGAGAAAGGAUUGUCCUGAUCUGCAGAAUGUACAAUGUUACCGCUGCCAAGGCUAUGGCCAUAUCAGCAAACACUGUAAAAACCAGAAAGACCGGCAAAAGAAUGUGGUUUCUGCGACCAAAGUCUCUGACAUAGGCACAGAAGACCAGAUAACCACACAAGAAGUAGCAGAUGAUGAGAUACAUCAUCAAGAAACUGGAACAAGCGAAGUUGAUGAUGUAGAAACAUCUUCAAUGGAGUUGGAAGAAAGGGACCAAAUGCAAGAAGAAAACGUCCAAGGUGAUAACGAAGCCGCUGACGAUCAACAAUGUGGUGCGGAUCAGGAUUCCAAUAUAGGAAUUCCACUGGAAAAGCUGUAUUGAGGACAAGAGAUGGGUUCCAGAUGCAUGCAUCUGGGCCAUACGGCGCAACAGUUAGUGUUGGUCAAUGCAGCUACGAACUCGAAGAGGAGCCUGAAAUGGACCAAAAUGUGCUCAUAGCCAUUGUAACGAGCUGAAUCCCUGAAUGGGAAGACUCCAAGUAGCAGCCUAUGCACGCAAAGGCAACAUAGAAGUCUACCAUAGGUAUGGCACAACGCUACAAAGGCU